CAUUCUUGACAUCCCAAAGCUUAAGCCAUGUCUCCGGCACCGGACGUACCACAGGAGGAUGUUUUCGCAGAGCUGUCCAACCGCUUGUACUCCACGUUUCAGAACGUGGCUGCCGCGGUGCAGGAGGCUUUCCCGACAGCGGCGGUAGAGGCAAAGCACUCUUCGCCGCUGUCCAAGCCUGAUCGGCCUCCUCACUGCCACGCAGAUAAUUUCAUCAAUAUGCUCUCGCACCUCACGGAGAGCCUCACGCCGGACUCCGUCAUGUGGCCUCACACGCCCUCCGAGGCAGAUGUGGUCGUCGAACACCUGCGCCUGACCGCUGAAGCGCUUGCCUGGGGCGAGAGGAAUGACCCGUACCUCUUUGAGCUCUUUUGUGAGCGCCAGGUGCUGUCCUACUUCGUGGGAGCACUCCUCACCUCCCGGACCGCGCCUUCUGUGCGUCUCCAGCUCCUGCAGACCAUGUGCAUACUUGUCCAGAAUGCCCGCCGGGAGACAUCGUUUUACUACUUGCUGAGCGGCAGCCAGUUGAACAAGCUGCUGACUGGCCAGCCGGAGCUUCCAAACGAGGAAUGCUUGGCCUACUUUGUGGCCCUUGUGAAGGGCGUGGCCCUGCGGGUGGACAACGAGACUGCUCCGUUGCUGCUCACGCACCAUCCAGUCCAGGAGCCUGGCCUUGAGGCACGGUCCAGGUGCAUCUUCCCGCUCUUCCAGCAGGCCACGUCUAUGGCGACCCACAAGGAUCACAUGGCGCGGACCUCCGCCAGGACAGCCUACCUCUGCUUGCUGCGCCUGGAGAACCACCAGGUCCGCAACGCGGCCAUGGAGGUGGCGCAUGCCCAACUCAUCCCACGGCUGGCCGACAGUUUGCGCGCCUCCUGGGCCUCCAUGGCUCUGGCGGUGCACCGUGGAGAGAUGGACUGCUUCCGUGCAGCCCUGGACCUUGAGGAGGAUACCUUGGCGCACAUCGGGGAGCUGCUGCAGCUCAGGAUGCCUGAGCUAACGGAGGCCGUCGCCUCCGUGGUGGUCUCCGGAGCCCUGCUGCCGCGACUCUUCGCCAUCGCACCACAUCUGAAGCCCCCGACACCGCGACAGUACGUAGACAUCCUGCAGGAGUUCAAUCCCUUUGAUGGGCAGGAGCCAAGCCAAAGGCCGCCUUUGUCUUCCACUCCUUCCGAGAUGGCUGAGGAGGAGCAUGGCUCGUUGCCUCAGCUUCUGCUGGCAGAGCCUUGGCAGCCCCAGUCCUUGCAGGACGAGAUCAGUAUGCCUCGCUGGGAAGAUACGGACACCACCCAUCAGCCGCUGAAAAUCGCCCUGGCAGUACGUGCCAUCGUCGCCUUUGUGCGGGCCAUGCGUCAAGCAGAAGUCUGUGGCAUCGUGAUGCCGCUUUUGCAACUGCUGCUCUGGCCAGAAGUGCCUACUGCCAUCAUCACCAACAUCAAGGUCUUGGAGGAUGACGUGAUGAGCUGUGAGGUCACCCGCGCCUUUGCGGAGCUUUGUGCCGCCAGUGCCAUGGAGGACUUGGCGCUGACCACUUGGGCUGAGAGCGAGGCCACCAAUGCUGUUGCGAUGAGGCUACAGUUCUGGCGUCAGCAGCUGCAGGGCACGUCUGGCGUGCAGCUGUGUGGCAUAAAGGACCAAGCGUCCAUCUCCAACCCCUUCCGCGUCGCCUUGCUGGCGAUGAUGGAUGGUUCUGGGCCAGCAGGGGCGACCAUGUCUCCCCGGCGCCGAAUCGGCGCAGCUUCGCCGAACGAGCCUCCGGGCCCCUCGGCCGCUGUAGCAGCCUGGGCCUUCUACGAGUUCCGGGCCGCGCUGUACCCAGAAGCCCUGGAGGAUGUUGGGCUGAUGCCAAAGCCCAAGCCCAGGCCCAAGCCCAGCCGCAAGGCGCAGCCCAAGCAGGAAUCCUUCUUUGGCGGGGCCAUCGCGGCAGGCCUCAACUGGUUCUGGGACGACACCACCCUGUCGGACCUCCAGACGGCUGUCAGCAGAGCAUUGAGCGGGACCUCAGGAUGCAAGGAUGAGGAUGAGGAAGAGGAGGAGCCGAGGCCUCGCUUGGAGAGCUUCAUGGUGGCCGGGCUCAGCUCGGAGAACGGCCUGGUGCGCAGGGCGCAAGACGCGCUGGCGACGGCCGUCAUAGAGCUCGGGAGUGGCACGCAUAAGGUCCGAGUGCUGGCGCGUGUAGCGACAGACGCAUCCGCCUGGCUUCAGGAGUCGGCGGGUACGGUGCUGGCCGUGGCAGAGGGCCACUCCAAGACCGAGAGCCCGUCUCUCACGGUGAGCACGGCCCAGUCGACGCCCUCGGAGGCCAUGGCUCGGUAUACGCCUUCCCGCGAAGGCACCGCUGGCACUGCCUGCAGCCGAGAGGAGCCAUCCACUGCUGCAGAGACGCUGCUGUGCGCCUUCUUCGAGGAAUGGGCGCAACAUCAGAAAGAUCAUCAAGCUGAUACAAGGAGGGACUCUACCGACAUGCUGAACAACGCCUGCGCGUGCGCAGAGAGCUGGUUCGUCAAAGGCCACGAGCCAGCCAGGCAGGCGAUCAGAUCAUUGCUGACGCUGCGUAGACUUCUCAAGGAACUACGCUCGCAAGAAGAGAUGAUGGUGGAUUGCCCCUCCACGGAAGUGCUCGCGGUUGUGGCUGAAGAGCGGCCUACCACCUGCCCGUUGGAGGACGUGGUGGUGGACGUGGGCCAGCGCCCGGCCGGAUUGCCCUGCACCGGUCCGGGAAACGAGCAAUGGUCCUUCGUCAUUCAUCCUGACGCACUCGUCAUUCAGCAGGCUGCUGAUUGGCGCGGCAGCAUGCUGCGGGGCAGCGCACAGACGCCGAUGCUUUGUGCACCCCUGUGGCGUGUUAGCGCCCGGCCUUCUUCUGGCGAUGCCAACCUGCUGCGGCUCCGCAUUUGCCCCGGGCCGCAGCUUAGGAGUGCACCUUCACGAGGUGCAUCUCCGGUGGCGAGCGACCGGCUGCUGUCUAUCCGGUUCGCAAGCUCCGGUGAUCGCGGAAAAGCGCUCGCACACCUUCGCGAGGGCCGGGCCGCGGCGCUGAAGCGCCUGCUGGGCCAGGCCGCCGCCUUUGCGCGGAGCGCGGUGGAUGAGGCCUACGCCGACGUCACACGAAUCCACAACCUGCUCCACCGUGCGCGCCUUCGACGGCAAGGCCGCGACGACGCCCGCGAGGAGGAGGUGUUCAUCCGCGGAAUCUGCGGCAGCGGACCGCACUCUCCGUGACAACGACUGG
This is a messenger RNA of Effrenium voratum, 3232 nucleotides long. The record is from the annotation of a GenBank genome assembly. NCBI's taxonomy places the organism in Eukaryota, Dinophyceae, Suessiales, Symbiodiniaceae.